Penicillium chermesinum is the source of this 543-nucleotide messenger RNA. RefSeq names its product copper transporter family protein. The coding region runs from base 1 to 543 and encodes 180 amino acids. The transcript is spliced from 2 exons. Gene Ontology annotation, molecular function: copper ion transmembrane transporter activity. Gene Ontology annotation, cellular component: plasma membrane. The record is from RefSeq and is a predicted model, not a curated record. Gene Ontology annotation, biological process: intracellular copper ion homeostasis; copper ion transmembrane transport. Lineage: Eukaryota; Fungi; Ascomycota; Eurotiomycetes; Eurotiales; Aspergillaceae.
AUGGACCCAAUGGACUCCAUGCCCGGAAUGGCCCCCGCUGAAAAUGCCCAUGCAACCGCCAUGAACGUCUUCACCAACGCACACAACACCCCACUCUACUCCGCUUCCUGGAUCCCUUCGUCUCCCGCGGGCUACGCAGGGACCUGCAUUUUCCUCAUUGCACUCGCUAUAAUCGACCGCUGCCUCAUAGCCUUCAAGGCAGCCCUGGAGCGCCACUGGCAGGCCGAAUACGUCAGCCGCCACUACAUUGCCAUAGCAGACAAGCCCUCGGAAGUGGAACGGAUUGCCUCCAUGGUGGCCAUCCACGGCCCCGAAGAUGCAAUCAGAGUUGUUCACAGCGUGUGCUCCGGCCCAAUCCCGUGGCGACCGACGGUCGAUGUUCCACGAGCCGGACUGUUUCUCGUCAUCUCGGGCGUGUCCUACCUUCUUAUGCUAGCUGUUAUGACGCUUAAUGUGGGAUAUUUCUGUUCUGUCUUGGCGGGAGGCUUUAUCGGCGAGCUGGCGGUGGGGCGAUACGUGCAUUGGAAUGGCGACGCGCACUGA